Wallemia mellicola CBS 633.66 is the source of this 798-nucleotide messenger RNA. Its product is annotated as ferredoxin reductase-like protein. Gene Ontology annotation, biological process: ergosterol biosynthetic process. Gene Ontology annotation, molecular function: cytochrome-b5 reductase activity, acting on NAD(P)H. The coding region runs from base 1 to 798 and encodes 265 amino acids. The transcript has 2 exons. The record is from RefSeq and is a predicted model, not a curated record. NCBI's taxonomy places the organism in Eukaryota, Fungi, Basidiomycota, Wallemiomycetes, Wallemiales, Wallemiaceae.
AUGGUUUAUAGAUCCCCUGAACCGACUACUGGUAUCAAAUCUGAUGGAUUCGCUCCUCACAGGUUAAUCAGAACAGAGCAGGUGAACCAUGACGUUAAGAGAUUCACUUUUGCACUCCAGUCAGAAGACGCCUACUGUGGAUUAAACGUCAAUGCGAUCACUAUGCUUAGAUGGCACAAGCCAGGCAACAAAUCAGCUUACUUGCGCCCGUACACACCAACUUCAGAGGUCACCCGUAAGGGUGAAAUUGAAUUCACUAUCAAAAGAUAUGAAGGUGGUAAAAUGACACCACAUUUACACUCAUUACAAGUUGGAGAUACCGUAGAAAUGGGAAAGCAGAUCCAAAAGAUCGAAUACGUUCCAAAUCAAUGGGAUCAUGUCGUAUUGAUCGGUGGUGGAUCAGGAAUUACACCACUUUACCAGCAACUCUUGCACUCUCUCCCAGAUACGUCAGAUAAGACAAAAUUCACACUCAUCUACGGCAACAAAACACCAGCAGACAUUCUCUUGAAGAAGGAGUUCGAUGAGUUUGAAAAGAACUACAAAGAUCGCUUCACAAUGGUAUACACCGUAGAUCAAGCUGAUGACAGCUGGAAAGGACUUACUGGUUUCGUUACAAAGGACUUGAUCGCUCAAUAUGCGCCAUCAAAGGACUCCAAUGUCAAAAUACUUGUCUGUGGUCCACCUGGCCAAAUGAAAGCUGUUUCCGGCACAAAGGCAGAAGACGGCUCACAAGGUGAAGUCGAAGGCGCACUUGCAGAACUCGGUUACGGUACUGACAAGGUAUUCAAAUUCUAA